Molecule: messenger RNA, 1093 nt
Organism: Ooceraea biroi (clonal raider ant)
Lineage: Eukaryota; Metazoa; Arthropoda; Insecta; Hymenoptera; Formicidae
Product: CREB-binding protein
Biological process (GO): regulation of DNA-templated transcription
Cellular component (GO): nucleus; histone acetyltransferase complex
Molecular function (GO): transcription coactivator activity; histone acetyltransferase activity
Source: RefSeq, a predicted model, not a curated record
GCGAAAUUUUCAUUUUUCAUUUUCCAUCCUAGGGGAAAAGUUACGUGAUAGAUGCCCAGGUGUACAACGAUUGUCCCGAGUUUUUUUCUCAACUAGUUAUUCCGUAUUUCGUAUUUUGUUUUUAAUUUAUUUUCGCAAUUGGCCAUAUCGACCUGCAAGGGAUCGGGUGUCAUUAAAUACUACGAAGAAGAAGAAGGAUCUACGGACUGAUGCAACAGCAACAGCGGCAUCAAGCUCAACCAGGAAUGGGCAUGAGCGCACAAAUCCCGCGGCAACAGGGCGUCAUCGGGCCGAUCGGUCAGGUCGGCCUGCAGGCGGGCAUGAACAAGCACGCUUUACAGCAGCUGAUGCAGACCCUCAAGAGCCCAGCGUCGGCCGAACAGCAGAAUCAAAUACUUCAAAUACUCAAGAGUAAUCCGCCGUUGAUGGCCGCCUUUAUCAAGCAACGGGCACUUGUCCACCAGCAACAACCUGGUCAACAUGGUGGAGGAGUCGGCGGUCCAUUGGGUCCUAAUCAACCUCAACAUCAACAACAACCUAGUUUGCAGCAUAUGAUGUCCCAACAGCAGCAGCCUCUGGAUUUGUCUAAUUAUACAAAUAAACUUCGAAAAUGUACAGGGUUGGGGAACGCUCCCUCGAAAAGCGCCUUUAACCCCGAGGGGAUGGAUAAAGUGCAAUACAAAUAAACUUCGAAAUAGAAGGCUUAUAUGAUUUUUUAAAUUGUACUAUUCAAAAAUAAAAUUUCGUGUCUAGAAAAUUAUUGUCCCGUCUGACCCAAUAUUUAAGUCGUACUACUGCCUCAAGUUUUGAUCUGUGGCGGCAUCUAAGGAGUACAAGGCAGAACUAGCCCGACCAAUGAGAGGGCAGCACGAAUACCGAGAUGGAGAGCCUUGGAAGGAAUCAGAGAACAAGAAGAAGCUAAUUGCUCGCGCUUUAAGUCACACGUGCAUUAAGUAAUCAGUUCUAGUCUGUAUUAAAUAAAGUCAGCAUCUUUAUAUAUUUUCACCUAAACCGAAAUGUUGUAAUAGUUCCUCGUGCGUUAAAACUGCCUUAAAUGUAGCAUAAUAAUCAAAUAAAUAAUACGCUCGCUACA